This is a messenger RNA of Betta splendens (Siamese fighting fish), 2861 nucleotides long. RefSeq names its product outer dense fiber of sperm tails 3-like 2b (gene cimap1d). NCBI's taxonomy places the organism in Eukaryota, Metazoa, Chordata, Actinopteri, Anabantiformes, Osphronemidae. Gene Ontology annotation, cellular component: cytoskeleton. The record is from RefSeq and is a predicted model, not a curated record. The transcript has 3 exons. Bases 1491 to 2360 code for a protein of 289 amino acids.
GUGGACGACAAGUCGUCUGGCUCAUGUUUUAGGGCUCCGUGUCGUCAUGAAGGCUGGUGAAGUCUGCAGAUAAGGUCCUGUCAGCAGUCGGCUGUGCCGCAUACUGCGAGGCUUCAGUGGGCCCUCUGCUUUGAUAACCAGCUCCCUGACCCCUGACAGGCCUCUGUGUUGGAGACACAAAGCAUCACCCUCCGCAUACUGUAAACUGUACAUCUCUAAGUUUGGAUGUGGCGCGGGCGUGUUUGCGUCGCCGCUAGCAACAGAUUCGCAUUACCAACGCAGCGGCUGGGAGAAAGUUAGAGCCUGUUAAAGUUUAAUGUCUGCUGUCGACCCCCCUCAGUCACUGUUACUGUGGCUCAAGGCUUAAAACAGCAGCCGUCUACAAAUGGUCAGUGUGACUGGAACAACUUCAAAGAUGAAGCUAGUUUUGCUCUAACUGCUCCCGGUGCUUUUGACCCUGCAUUUACAUUGAUGCUUCACGCGUUCAGAACCAUCCUUUUCGCCCUCAGGUGGGCCAGCGGUGCAGCCAACCACCUACAGCGGUCUCCCGUGGCAACCGCAGGCAUGACUGAGGAGUGAUAUUGUCUCCACAGUGCAAUGAGCAGAAAGAGUGAGAGGAGAAAGGAGGGAGAGGGGGAUCUUGGUUUCAUGGUUUGCUGUGGGAGCUAGCAUUACAUGAGCGUGGAUCAGAGUGAUGACAUUGUUCCUAAGCACCAGCUGAGUGCACCUAUACACGCAUCCCAGCACAGGCAGGGCCAUUCACCCGGCUGCGCCCCCACAGGUGGGGGGUCUGGACAAAGGGAGUAAAGGCUGAUGUGUAUCUGCUGCUCUGCCGCUGACACCUCCGUGUGCAUGAAUUGUAUCAUGUUUCCUUAACUGAUCCAAAGGAAACUAGGGAUUGAUUCUGGAUCAUCCAGGGUUCUGGGUUUCAGUGUGAGCCAAGUCAUGAGGUGAUGCUGGGUCCUGGCAAAACCAAUACUGAAGGAAGACUUACCGAGGUGGACGAGGAUUAAGCAGCCGGGUGCAGCUCUGGAUUCAUCUGAUUAAUGGUUCAGUUUUAGGUUGGUAGAAGAGAAGAAGAAGUAUCUUUGGUGAGUUUUAGAGUUGUUCACUUUUACUUUGUGCAACUCCUUUUUGGUACAACUCACUUGGACAAAUACUUUUGUAGUAUCACUAUCAAGGAGCACAGCAAAACUAAAAUGGAGAAGAAAUAUCCAGUAAUUGCAGGAAGAGAAAAAGGUAAGUUUGUCAAUGAAUCAGUGUUUAUAAUAUUAAAGAUAAGGUCAUGGAUAUCGUUAGUUGAAUGUGAAUGUGGUUGUUUGGUGUUUUAUCACAAAAGUGGCCCCCAGUGGGACACUGCCUUGGACAGAGUGGAGGAGGAGUGCAGACCUGCCGGGACUUGCUCUGUGUUCUGAGAAAAGCCCUCUGCUGAGCUCAUGCCCCUAAACUCUAGUAUGCAAAUGUGAUACCCCUCCUUAGCUUGUGUCUCGAUGUUAUGCACACCUGCUGGAACCACUGAUCUGACUGACAAUUAUGUGCGAUCUGAGGAAUGUAGUUAUGUUAUGCACAGUGUUUAUCAGUCUGACUUAUACAUGAGGUCUGUGUGCUGGAUUGUAAAUAACUGUUGGACUCUUUAUUCGAUCCUAGGGCCUGGACCCGGUCGCUACAGGCUCCCACCUGCUAUCGGGUUUAUGGGCCAUGACGUCACUAAGCCAACCAGUCCUGCCUAUUCUAUCCAUGGCAGGAUGAGUGACAAUAUGUAUUGUGUUGAUUCCAGUCCAGGGCCUCAGUACCACGUUGAUGCUAAAAUCACCCGCUUUGGAAAGGAUGGCACGCCUGCUUAUUCAAUGCUGGGCAGAAUAAAAGCACAGAAGGAGUUAUUCCAGACACCAGGACCAGGUGCAUACGUCCCUGAGAAAGCUCCACCCUGCAACCUCCAGCACAGACCCCCAUCCUACACAAUGGGCUCUCGUACAUACUACCGCAGCACGGACUCAGUUCCUGCUCCUAACAAAUACAGCCUUCCUCCACUCUUGGGUUCUCAUGUUCCUAACAAACCAGCCAGUGCAAGCUAUACUAUAUCCAGUAGCUACAGCACAGGGGGAUCUUCUGUGGAUUUAGCAAAGACGCCAGGGCCUUGCAGGUACAACAGUACAGACCCAAGUGUAUAUUUACCCCGACAACCAGCGUUCUCAAUGCUGGGGCGUCACAGUUUACUCAGAGGUGCCGCCACAACACCGGGUCCUGGAGCUUAUAACCCAGAGAAAGUGACAGUUCACAAAGGCCGGGCCCCAGCCUUCUCCCUGGGCAUCAGACAUUCUGAAUUUGUCACCCCACUGAUUGUUAAUGUUUCUGAAUAAACAUCCUCUGAGAAAAGCAAACCUAGAAUGGUAAUAAAAUGUCUAGGCUGAAUACGUAUGAAGAAAGAACAUUUUAUUAUAUUCUCACAGCAACAAACAACUAAAAUUUAUAAUAUCUAUAUAAGCAACAUAUGUACAAAACAUAAACAUAACAAUUACAGAACAGUAAGUGCUCAAACAGAAAGCACUUUUGGUCAAAUUAUGGGCUUGAGAAAAAUACAAUCAAGUGAUUGUAUAACCAGGAAACAAAUCAAAACAAAAACAAUUAUAGCUAUUUAUGAACACUUUUACCUUCGUAUUGUUCACAAGAUCACAGUAGAAUUAAGCUACUUGCUUCUCAUUGCCUCUAAAAAUUGAGGGAACACAAAGUUUUCUACACAAUACAUUAGAACAUAUGUAGAGAUGUACUGUAUGCAGGAGAUGCGUAGUCCAAACAAAUAGAAAUUAGCAGACGAUGGCAGCACAGUUUACAGGUCGCUCCCAUCCUUUGGGAGAGGUCUU